UGAUUUAACUGAACUUACAGAAGCAUACUAUUUCAAUAUGGAGCAAAAUGAAGAUACUAUGGAUAAAAUGAUACAAGAAAUCAGUGAAGUAACGAAGGGAACAAGUGACAAACAUGAUGAACAUUUAGAUGAAAUGUCUAAACCCAUCGUAUAUAAAAAUAUACUUGUUUUAAGUGUAGCAAGUAUGUUACAGUUCAGUGCUUUUAAUUCAUUUGCUAAUUUACAAAGUUCAUUAAAUAAAGCGGAAGGACUUGGUACAACAGGCCUUGCAUUGUUGUAUGCUGUGAUGAUGCUUACGAGUUUGUUUAUAACACCAAUUACAGUUGAAAGAAUUUCUACAAAGUGGGUCAUGAUAUGGUCAAUGUGUACAUACAUAAUUUACAUGGCAACUGGAUUUUAUCCAUCCUGGUACACGGUCACUCCAGCGUCAGUAAUUAUUGGCAUUGGAGCCGCCCAUUUUUGGCUUGCAAUGCCAGCGUAUGUGAUCGACAUCGCAAAAAGAUACGCUUACAUUACUGACACGGCGGAACAAGAUAGAGUAACAUUAUUUUUCGGGAUUGUUUAUGCGUUUAUCUAUUCUAGUAAUAUAUGGGGAAACUUAUUUUCGUCGAUUGUGUUCCGACACAAAGAUACAAAUAACACCUCAGAGGACUUCGAAAGCUUUUGUGGACCAAAUUACUGUCCUUAUAGAGAACUCAACAUGUCAAUGAUUGUACCACCCUCACAAAAACAGGUUUACAUAUUUACUGGGUUCUGUUCAGGAAUAACAGCCUUUGCGAUGGUUUUGUUGAUCUCCUUUUUAACAAACGUAGGCUCUAGGAUCAAUACAUCUUCUGCCAUAUGUAAACAGAUCCGGAGAGUGGCAGUUCAUUUGAUGACAUCCAGGAAUCAACAGUUUCUAAUUGUAUCUUCAAUAUUUGGUGGCCUGGCAAGCGGUUUUGUUGUAGGAGACUUUACCAGUGCAUAUACCAGUUGCCCUUACGGAAUACAUAAUGUGGGACUUGUAAUGAUAACUUUUGGUGUCAGCCAGUCUUUGUGUAGCGCUGUCUUUGGAAAGCUUAAUCAAUACACAGGACAUAUUGCAGUUUAUACUUUCGGAUCAAUCAUACAGCUGUCUUGUUACAUAACCUUACUGCUAUGGAAGCCACUUCCAACUCAGUAUGUAGUAGUGUUUGUACUAGCUGCCAUGUCUGGCUUGGCUGGAGCAGCAAAUGAACCGGUUAUUUCAGCCCUGCACAAUCUUUAUUUUGAUAACACAAGGGAUAUAGCAUUAUCAAGUUACAGACUUCUAAGCUCGUUAGGAUGGGCGAUAUCGUUUGGAUACAGCAGCUGGUUAUGUUCGCAAUUCAAACUUUAUAUACUCAUCGGUGUAUUAGUGCUCUCUCUUUUAACUUUGAUAGCACUAGAUAUAAAACAUAAAAGAGACCUUAGACAAAAAGCAAAGGAAAAGGACAAAGUUGGAGAAAGUUUGAUUGCUCUGCCGACAUAGGUCUGAAAAACACUGUAAUCACAACAGUACCGUUGUGGUACCCAAAGCUUAAAGUCAGUGAUGUUAAAUAUGAGCUAUUGCGACCGAUGUGUGGUAGAGCUAAUCACAGAUAAGAAUAUAUAACGGAAUUAUAUCCAAGAAAUGUUUUUGACCUCUUCUUUGUUACAUCUGGUAUCAUUAUGCCGUUUACAUGUUACAGACGCUACACCAACAGAGUGCCAAAUGAGGGAAUAUAUAUAUGUUAUAUUUAUCUUUCUAAUUAGCUUAUUGUAAGGAUAUUUGUUAUAUAUAAAUAUUUGAAACAUUCAUAUGGUAUCUACCUCGAGUAUCGUUUGAAGGUUUUAAACUUUAUUUUCUAGUGACAAUUUUCUUAUUUUCUGUUUGAGUAUGGGUUUACCCCCGUUUAAAUGUUUUUUUUUUAUGUUUAUUUUGUAAGGAAACAAAAUGGUAGCGAAUCAAUGGUGGUUUAUAAGAAUAUUUCCGGCAAUGAAAAAUUUAUAAAUAGGUUUUUAUUGACAGCUUUCGUAACUUUUAUUUCUUUGUUUGCUUAUGACAAUAUGCUUCUAAGUAGUUAACAACAUAUAUAUUGUCUCAAAGUAUAA
Mercenaria mercenaria is the source of this 2091-nucleotide messenger RNA. Its product is annotated as protein unc-93 homolog A-like. The record is from RefSeq and is a predicted model, not a curated record. NCBI's taxonomy places the organism in Eukaryota, Metazoa, Mollusca, Bivalvia, Venerida, Veneridae. The transcript has 7 exons. Bases 38 to 1489 code for a protein of 483 amino acids. Gene Ontology annotation, biological process: transmembrane transport. Gene Ontology annotation, molecular function: transmembrane transporter activity.